AUGGAGUGCCCUGCAAAUGAUGGUCCCGACACCGAUGAUUGUAGAGCCUUAAACCCCUCGCCUGAAAGCAGCACCUGGUCCGCCUGCUCCAACAACCGCCAUCAAUCGCCUCGCCGUCACCACUCUCGAUCUUCGUUCUAUAUCGCACUGCUUUUUAUCUGCGGUCUGGCCUAUUUUGUAGUCUCGUGCACUCUCUCCGUUCAGGCUUACGUCCUUCCUCCUUCUGUCAAACCACAAGACAGUGUUGACACUCUCAAUUCGGACCUCGCCUUCUCUGACAUAGCCCGCGAUGAUCGAUUCAUAGCACCCACUACCCAGAGUCGUGCCCCUGACGCACGAUCCUUCGAUUCUGACGUCAACUCUAUCCAUGUCGCAUCGAGCCAAUCCAUCCUUCGCUGGAUUCAGGACAAGACUCGUGAUGCGCAGACUGGAGACACGCUCGAGUCUCAGGCAUUGCUCGACGAUCUCUACGACCGCCUUUCAAUUCGGCGACGCACCAGCGAUGCUUCCUUUCAAUUGGAAAGUCGGGAUAGCGCUACCGUAGCAGUGGCCAAGUCUGUUCGCCGCCGCCUUUUCAAGCGUGCCACAUCCAGUGGCAGCGAGUCAUCGUGCCACGACACGGAGCUUUCCGAGACUCAAAAGGUCGUCUACGGUAUCCUCAUCCCUAUUCUCGUCGUGCUUUCGGGUCUUUUUGCUGGUCUUACUCUUGGCUAUAUGUCACUUGACGAGACCCAGCUGCAGGUGCUCUCCUUGCAGGGAACGCCCAAGCAGAAGCGGUAUGCAGAAAAGAUCAUGCCAAUCCGCAAAGAUGGCCAUCUUCUGCUCACGACACUUCUGAUUGCCAACAUGAUUACCAAUGAGACGCUGCCCAUCAUUGCCGACCCUUUGCUUGGCGGUGGUGUCCAGGCUGUCAUUGUUAGUAUCGUCCUGGUCGUUAUCUUUGCCGAGUUGAUCCCACAGUCGGUCUGCUCGCGAUACGGUCUCGCUAUUGGCGCAAAGCUUGCUCCGCUCACGCGCGGAGUCAUGCUCUUGCUCUGGCCCAUUGCUUUCCCUGUGUCUCGAGUGCUUCACUGGACCCUCGGACCUCAUCAUGGUAUUGUCUACCGACGAUCCGAGCUCAAAGAGUUGGUCAACAUGCAUGCUGCCACCGCCGGUCGUGGUGAUCUCAACAACGACACUGUCACCAUUGUCGGUGGUGCUCUCGAUCUCCAAGAGAAAGUGGUCAAGCAGGCCAUGACAGCCAUCGAUCGCGUUUUCAUGAUCUCGAUCGACUCCAAGCUUGGCUACGAAACGCUUCAGCAGAUUGUCAGCUCUGGUCACUCUCGUAUCCCUGUCUACCAGGAGAUCGAGAUUGCUGUCAACAAAGCACGCAGUGGAAGCGGUGCUCUGACGCCCAUCCGGGGCGGCUUCUUGAGUGCUUUGAGCAGGAAGGUCAGCAACUCACAGUCUAGACAAUCUGUUGAUGAUCAGGGCACCCUCGAAGGCAGUGUCAUCUGCGAGAAGGAGCCUGCAUCGGCCAACGCUGACACCCACCAUUCAACUGUCACCGCCGCCUCUGGUGACAAGGCGAAUACAACGACCUCGAUCACGACCAUCAAGCGUAAGAAGAUCAUCGGCGCCCUGCUCGUUAAGCAGUGUGUUCUGCUUGACCCCGAGGACGAGACACCUGUCCGUGACAUGGUCAUCAACGCACUUCCGACCGUCCCCGCCGACGAGCCACUGCUCAAUCUGCUCAACGUCUUCCAGGAGGGUCGCUCGCAUCUCGCCAUUGUCUCUUGGCGCACUCGACGCUCCUCGCCCGGCUCUUUUGUGGAUCUCGGCAACGACAACGAUGCGCGCAAGACCCAAAACGUUGCUCGAUCUGGCACCGUCGCUCGCAUCGAGACACUCGUCAACAUUGACGAGGAAAAGCAGCUGGAUGAUUCGGCCAUCAAGAAGUCAAGUUUCUGGUCUCGCCAUCUCCGCAGACAUCACCGUGGCCACGCCAAGUCCAACUCGCUCGACUUGCCUCCUGAGGCCCUCGAGAACGACAUCGAUGUGGACGCUGUUGCCACCGAGAUGGCCCAGCGUGAUGUGCCCAUCGGAAUCAUCACUCUUGAGGACGUGCUCGAAGAGUUGAUCGGCGAAGAGAUUCUUGACGAAUACGACUCCGAGGUCGAACAGAACUUCGCUCAGAUCAGCCCUCCCCCCAGCCCUGGUCACAAGGAGAUGGUCGACAAGAAGGUGGAGACGCCUAAUGACGCUGACGAAGUACAGCUGCCUGCUUUUAUCCUGAAGCUGCCCACCAGCCCGAAGAUUGCUCUACCUCGCUUCAAGCUUGGACGCAGCGCUAGUCAGAAGGAGACCGAUAUCAGCGGCUCGGACGCUUCUGUUAGAACCUCUACUGCUCCUACUCCUGUCGUUGAAAGCACUGCCCAGAUGCCGUCGAACAAGGAUGAGGUAACCAAGAGCGAAGGCGUGCACUUCCCCUUCGACAGAGAGGGCGGCGUCAGCUCGAGGCCUUCAUCGCGUCCUGGCUCACGUUCUGUCUCUCCUGGACCAGCCGCCGUUCUCAACAGCACUGAAGACACAACGCUCGCUGCUCCACGCGCCAACAAGCCUGUCGUGAUCCGUCACCAGGCACCUGACGGCACCAUCGCCACAGCUAUCGUCGGAGAGGGUCUCUUGCGCGGACGAACCAACACGCUCGCUUCGGAGCGCAUCGCCAGCGGAGAAGCCAGUCGAAGUAACACCCCUUCAGGAACACGCGUCAGCAGAUUCAAGAGCACGCCUCUGCUUGGCAGUGUUCCCAGCACACCUGUAACAGGCGUCGCUCCCAAAAGCAGAGCAACCUUCGGCAAGCCUGAGGUGGGAUCCGCCCUUGUGGAAGAGGAGUGUGCUUCGAACGAUGUCGCCGUUGCUAGUCCUGAGGAGCUUGAAUCUCAUGACAAGAACAAGCAGCUCGGUGGUGACAGCGAUGACACUGAUACGCUCUGA
Ustilago hordei is the source of this 2976-nucleotide messenger RNA. RefSeq lists its product as uncharacterized. The coding region runs from base 1 to 2976 and encodes 991 amino acids. The record is from RefSeq and is a predicted model, not a curated record. The transcript has a single exon. Gene Ontology annotation, biological process: magnesium ion homeostasis. Lineage: Eukaryota; Fungi; Basidiomycota; Ustilaginomycetes; Ustilaginales; Ustilaginaceae. Gene Ontology annotation, cellular component: intracellular membrane-bounded organelle.